AUGAGCUCAUCGGAGAAGACAAAAGUUGAAGAUCUGGUGAUGAGCUUCUUUAGGGAUCCGGUGACAUCACCAACGAUGAACCUAGUGAUGCAUAUCACGACCAAGGAUGACAUAUGGGGCAGCUACAUUAAGGAACAUCCUGAUGCUGAAAAGAAGCUGCUGCCACGAGAGGAAAUUCGAUGUAUUGAGAUAGGAGAGUCCAGCAAGCACAAGAACCUCAAAUCCCUUGAUACAUCAACUGGUGAAAAUAAAGACAUGGCAGCGUCUAGGAAUGAGGAAAAGGUCAUCCGGGUCAGCAAUCUCUCAGAGGACACUCAUGAAGCUGGCUUGCAUGAACUAUUUAGCCGUUUUAGGCCACCAACCCGUGUUUAUGCUGCCAUUGACCACAAGUUUGGUUUGAGCAGAGGCUUUGGGUAUGUCAAUUCUGUCAACAUGGAAGAUGCUGAGAGAGCUAUCAAUAAGCUCAGUGGAUUUGUUUAUGACAGUCUCAUCCUGCACGUUGAGUGGUCCCCACCAAGAUCAUUAUUUGACUGGGAUCCCAAUGGCAAUCAGGGCCCCACAGUGCCAUAG
This is a messenger RNA of Vitis riparia (riverbank grape), 570 nucleotides long. Its product is annotated as eukaryotic translation initiation factor 3 subunit G-like. The coding region runs from base 1 to 570 and encodes 189 amino acids. The transcript is spliced from 2 exons. The record is from RefSeq and is a predicted model, not a curated record. Gene Ontology annotation, molecular function: RNA binding. Lineage: Eukaryota; Viridiplantae; Streptophyta; Magnoliopsida; Vitales; Vitaceae.